Molecule: messenger RNA, 10505 nt
Organism: Astyanax mexicanus (Mexican tetra)
Lineage: Eukaryota; Metazoa; Chordata; Actinopteri; Characiformes; Acestrorhamphidae
Product: probable RNA-directed DNA polymerase from transposon BS
Exons: 5
Coding region: 8183-9880 (565 amino acids)
Source: RefSeq, a predicted model, not a curated record
UGAAAUGAAAUAUGUUGAAAAUACAUCUAACAAGGCUCAUAAAAGAUGAUUCACCCCAACAUCUAGGGCUGCAUGAUAUUGGCAAAAUAAUAUGACAAAGUGGUCAUGAUAAUGAUGUGAGAAAUAAAUUAUUAAAAUAUUGUUUCUGGCUGGCAAGGUUUAUUGGUGUUUAAUGGUUUGUGCAUGUAUGAAGUAAUUGUCUGAUCUGUCUUUGAUGCUCUGAAAAUGUUUUUUUAACAAUCUCAUUACAAUAUUAACAAUUAUUUAAUGUGCUAACAACUUUGCACCACUUUAAUUAAGCUCAGUAUUCAAAAGUUGGCUUAGUGUUAGUUAUUCAGUAUUUUAUUCCAAGCUGCAGAGUUGUUUUUGUGUGGGAGAAGUAGCUACAUGAUGGUUAAAUGCUACCUUGAAACCAAAUACUAUUUAAUGUUUUUUUGGUAAGAAUGUUGAAGCAAAUUUUACUUAUGUUUUAUACAAAGAUGCUCUGUCACCAGAAGUCUCCCCAGAUGAAUCGCUGGACUCCUCGGGCAAUCUGUCUUGUUGUGAUUCAGAUGACACAGUCAUCCUACCUUCAAAUAAACGGCAGAGAGAAGAGUGUGAAGCUGAACGACUGAUUGAAAAUAUACUUUUGAAGAAACCUGGAGGAGAUAGGGUAAUUAAAGAAUACACACGAACUAAGACGUUGACCGACACAACCAGAAGACAAAUGGUCAAUAUGUUGACUGCAGAAAUGACUCAUGGAUUGAGCAAGACUUUGUGUUGCUGUUUGGUGAGAGUACUUCUGCAAAGUUCCUUGAGAAAUGGCCAACCACAUUCAAAGAUAAAGUCAUCCAGCAGAGCAAAGGUCACUCUCAUUCACAUGAAGUUCAAGAACUGAUUGAAGCUACAGAGUUGACAGUGGAAGAAAACCAGGACGAAAUGGAUUUGUUAGGAUGGGAUAGCGACCUCUCUUCACUCAUGCUGCUGCUUCAUUUACUCCCACCUUCUGCACAAGGCCGCAAAAAAACAGGCAGGAUGUCUGCUACCCAGGCCAUGGGGUAUCUUGUUGUCUUUAGAAAGGCAGGAACCAGCAUUCAGGAACAUCUCGACUCCAUUGAAGAAAGACGUCAGCCCUACAUUCUUGCAGUUGGUACAUCCAGAAGUCGCAUUCAUGCAUUCUACAUUGUAGUGGACAAGGUGGCAAUCCCAUGUAAGGCAGCUGGUUCUCUUUGUGCCUUUGAUGAGUUGUUUAAAGCACAUUUUGUCUUUGGUACUGCUUACUGUGAGAGCCUGCGUAACAUGUACACAUUUAUUCAGACCACAAUCUACAAGAUAGACAUUGGGAAAGUAAAGGAAAGCCCAAGAGUUGCUGAGUUGAGGGCUAGAUUUUUACAGUAAACGUAGUGCUUUAAAGGACUGCAAAGAUGAUUUGUUUCAUAUGCCAGUCGCAUCAUUCAAAUGGCAAUUUGCUUGUUCGACACUUCAAGGUAAUUCAUGGGCUGUGUCCAGGUAAAACACUCAGAUUGAAACGUGGAGAAGUAGGAUGUUUCCAUGUGUCUGGUACAUUUUCUGGUUUUCGAAAGCAUGUUAAACGAGUACAUGAACAUAAAAUUGCAAUGCAAACAUAUAAUGAGGAAAUUAAAGAGGGACAAAUUGGUAUUGAUGUUGUACAGGAAGAUUUCGAUGAUUUGAGUCCAAACACCAUUUCAUUACCUGAAGUGUCUAACAAAAAUAUUCUGGAUAUGUGUGCCUCAGCUGUUGCGCAGGUUCAGGCUGCAGGAGUUAGUCAGGGCACAGUGAACAAUUUGGUUUGUUCUCUAGAAGAAAUUGUACAUGACAUCCAAAGUCAGUUUAGAGAGACAGCUCAAACACUUACCUUCAGAAAAUACAGAAUGUGUCAGUCAAGUUGAGCAGUCUUUAAAUGAAAUUGAAAACCCUUUCACACAAUUAAAUUCUGAGGCAAAGCGAAGCAGUUAUUUUUCUCAUAAAUGGAGCACAGUUAAUCCUGUAGAGAAAGUACUUGGUGUUAGGUUUGAUAAAAGGAGAAACAAAACCACAGGAACAUAUGACCAGGUUGUUGUAAGUGACAAGUUUACUUAUAUACCCAUCUUGGAAACGAUACAGUCCAUUUUUAAACAUCCACACACUAGUGAUAUGCUAAGCCAAACAUGUUUACGUAGUGAUCGUAUAUAUGGAUAUUUAGUAAAGAAAAAAAUGCAUUACAGAUUCAGUUGUUUUACGACGAUUUUGAAACUGCCAGUCCAUUAGGGUCUAAAAGGGGUAUACAUAAAUUAGGAGGUAUUUAUUUUACCUUAAGAAACUUUUCACCCAGAUACAAUUCAUGUUUGUUUAAUAUACACUUGUGUGCUCUCUUUCAUUCUCAAGACAUUAAGACGUAUGGGUUUAGCUCAAUUUUGGAACCUCUUGUUAGAGAUCUUAAGUUUCUUGAAAGUGAGGGCAUUUACAUCCCAGCUUUGGGUGGGCGCAUACAUGGAACUGUUGUUCAAAUGACGGGUGAUAACCUAGGUCUCCACAGCUUAUUUGGCUUUGUUCAGUCAUUCAGUGCAAAAAACUGUUGUCGCUUUUGCCUCACAGAUAGGGAAGAUUUUCAGACUGUAUUUUCUGAAGAAAGUGUGUCUUUCAGAACUACAGAACAGCAUGAGGAACACUGUCUGUCCAUUGAGCGCAACCCUGAACAGUCAAAUGUAUAUGGUGUUAAAAGCAACUGUUUAUUGAAUUCACUUGAGUACUUCCACACCAUUGAUAGUUUUUCAGUGGAUGUUAUGCAUGAUAUCUUGGAAGGUGUUGCACAGUUUGAGGUAAAGCUUGUAUUGAAGCAUAUUACUCAAAACAUCAUUUCUUAUGAGGAGCUAAGUGGUAGAAUACAGUGUUUCAACUAUGGAUUUGUGGAAAGGAGGAACCAGCCACCUGCAGUGAAAUUAGAUGAUGGGAGCAAUGAUCUGGGCCUAAAUGCUAUACAGUCAUGGUGUCUCCUGCGGAAUAUGCCGCUACUAUUUGGUGACUUAGUGGGGUUAAACGACUGUUACUGGCAUCUGUUGUUGCUGUUAUUACAGAUAGUUAACAUAAGUUUUUGCACCAAUGUUGACUGAGGGCAUCACUGUCUAUUUGAAACAUUUGAUUUCUGAACAUCAUCGCCUUUUCAAAAGCCUGUUUCCUGAAAAAAAUAUUUUACCCAAACAUCAUUUCAUGAUACACUAUCCCCGUUGCAUUAGAAAAAUUGGUCCUGUAAUUCACAUGUGGUGUAUGUGAUUUGAAGCAAAACACAAUUUUUUUAAGAGACAACUGAAAUGCUUCAAAAAUAUAACAUUGAGCUUAGCCAGGAAACACCAGCAUCAUAUGUCAUACAACUGGGAAUGUUUCAGCCAGAAUAAGUUGACAAUUGGUCCAGGGAAGGAAAUUUCAUUGUCAGAUUUCACUGCGGGUAGAGAGAUUGCUCUCAAAUUAAAUGUGUUUCUCAACUCCUCUGUGUUAUCAGUCAAAUGGAUAAAGUACCAUGGGGAUGAAUAUCGUCCCGAUUUGGUGGUUUGUACGGAUGUUGUUCAAGAAAUGCCUGUUUUCCAGAAAAUAGACUGCAUCAUAGUCAAAGAUCAGCAAGUACUUUUAGUUGUUACAGCAUUGGAGACCUUGUGUUUUAAUGAGCAUUUUCAUGCAUUUCAAGUUGCUUUCCUAAAAAAGCAGUUCGCUGUUAUUGAUAUCAAGGAACUUGUGUAUCACCGACCGUUUGAUUUGCAAAUGAUUUACAAAAUGGAUGAUCACAGUUGGUUUGUUGUACCAUACUGCUAUUUUCAGUAGCUUAAUUUUUCAGGCUGGUGGUUGUUCAUCAAUGACACUUUUUCCUGUGACUUUAUUUUAAAUUAAUGUCACAAAUGUUAUUGCAGGUGGCAAUAUGUUUUUUUUGGGAUUUCACUUUAAGAAUCUUUUUGUUUUUGUUGUUUUUUAAUAACGCUGUUUUUACACGUGUUAAAUGUGGCCUUUGGAAUAGUGUUCUGCAAAAUGUCAUUUGAGGAAUGAAAAGUUGAAAUAAAGUUUUUACAAUUAAUUGAAAUCAGCGCUGAUGUUUCUUUUGUUUUACAUAGAUAAUUUUUUCUUAGUCACAAUUGUUAAGUGACUGACAACUCUUCAGUACAGAGUUAAUUCAUAUUAAUUCAAAUAAGAGUAAACUGAAAUGAACACAAAUGGAGUGUAUAUAUAAAUUAACACUUGUCUAGUGUAGCACAAUUAAGUGUUAAUUAAAAUUAACACUGGGAGUUAUUUUACCUGCAGAGUAAAAAAUUGCUAACACUAAAGAGUGUUAGCUAGAGUUAAUAUUUGACUCUAAUAAGUGUUAAAUUUACUCUGAAAUUUUAACUCUACUGAUAGAGUUAAUUUAACACUGUAGCGAGUGGGACCAUAUGUUAUCCGAGGCAGUGUUAAAUUUAACUCUUUCAGAGUUAAUUUAACACUUUCAAUUUUACUGUGUAUGAUUCACAACCUCCUGGUCAGAAUGUUAAUGAGGUAUCACUCACGUCAGACACCCUCAACUGUUUAUCAGACAGUGCUAGUCCGCGCAAUGGAGCCUGAUGACGAGAGCCUGCCAUGCCCUGGCAUGGAAAUCGACUCAGCGGACAUUUUAAAUAAAUACAAACAAAUAAAUGCUCUGAUAUGACAGGGAACACUCCUCCCUAUGUGUGUGUGCAGCGGUGUCUGUGUGAGUGCAGGCAGCGAGACGGGAGGAGGGGUAGGAAGGGGAGGGGUGACACCCGCUGCAGCUCCAGCAGACACACAUCUUCAUAUAUUUCUGGUUAUAAAGCAGUCAAGGAAAUGGUUAUGUGAAAAUCCUGGCAAAAAAUCCACCUGCAGAAAGUGGCAAACCUGCAAACAUUGUUUGGUUUUUAAUGGUUUUUAAUGGUUUUAUCAUCAAUUUAUAGAAGUGUUUCAUAAAAUUGUUUGAUGAAAUGGUUUCAUAAGAAUUUUUAUAGGGUGAUUGAAAAGGCUGUUUUAUUUGUUUAUCUAUUUGUUAACUGGAAAGAAAUAUAAAACAAUAAUAUGCAAUAUGUGGUUGCCACAUUCAUUCAGGCUUUAAAAAAACGACAAUAUUGUAAGUAAUCCUACAUUUUGAGUAAUGUAAUCAGUAAUCUGUAAGGGAUUACAUUUUAAAAGUAACCUUCCCAACACUGAGUGCAGGUAGGAAGGAGCCUGUUCUAUCAUCACCUUGUAGGCGAUUGUAAGAGUUUUGAAUUUGAUGUGAGCAUCAACUGGUAGCCAAUGGAGCUCAAUGAGCAGCGGGGUGACAUGUGCCUGUUUUGGCUGGUUGAAGACCAGACGUGCUGCUGCAUUCUGGAUCAUUUGGAGUGGUUUUACUACACAGGCCGGGGGGUAUUGCAGUAUCGAGGCGUGAGAUGACCACUGCUUGUAAUAGGAGUUGGGUGGCCUGUUUUUUUUUUAUGUUGUACAGCGCAAAGCGGCAGGAGCGAGCAACUGAGGCCACAUGGCGCGUAAAGGAGAGCUGGUCAUCAAUCAUAACACCCAGGUUCCUAGCAACCUUUGUCGGGGAGAAAGAGAGAGAGUCGAUGCUGCUCCCUGCUCUGCUCCCUGCUCUGCUCCCUGCUCUGCUCCCUGCUCUGGUCUGCUGCUGUGCUGGUGUGCUGCUGUGCUGCUGUGCUGCUCUGCUGCUGAAAGCUUGCUUUAAUCUUCAGCUUCUACACUUUUCUCUGUUUUCUUCUCUUUUACUCUCUUCACACUUACUAAUCCACUUUUAGUCUGCUUCCUCUUUGCUCUACACACCUAUUAAUCCACUAUCAGUGUACUUUUAUAGACUUUUUUCCUCAGGUUUGCUGGAUUAGCUGUUUGCUGCUGCAGUUUGUUUGUGUAAGUUUCUAAUUUCAACUGAAACAAGGUGAGUGCUUUUUUCUCCAUGGCUUCUGCUCAGGUUUACUCCUGUUUAGAGUGUGGCAUGUAUAGCUUAGAUCCCUUGUCCACCGAUACUGGUAACAAUAGUGGUAUUUGUACUAAGUGUGAGAUAGUUAGCACCUUGGUGGAUAAGGUCAAUAAGUUAGAGCUGCACGUCCGGGGUUUAAUAAGGGAUAGACAGCAGGAUUCACUGUUAGCAGCCCCGGGUGUCUCAGGGAGAGUUAGUACCCCCUCGACUCCGGCCUUAGAGCCCUCACAGCGGGGCGAAUGGGUAACGUCUUGGCGGCAUAGUCGAAAGGCUAAGGCUAAUGCUACCGCAAAGGCCACAGCCAGCCCACCUGAACACCCAGUUCACGUGUCAAACAGGUUUGCCCCGCUCAGUGAAGCACCAACUGAGGAGCCUGUUAAAGGUACUCUGGUGAUAGGAGAUUCUAUCGUCUGACACGUGAAAUUAGCUACUCCUUUAGGGGCACCAGCGGCAACAGUUACUUGUUUACCGGGAGCCAGAGCACCGGACAUUAGUGGCAACCUCAGGCUGUUAGGGAAUAGGAGAUAUUCGAGGGUAGUCAUUCAUGUAGGGGCCAAUGAUAUUCGUCUGCGGCAGUCUGAAGUAACUAAGGCUAAUGUUAAAGAGGUGAUUAAACAGGCCCAGACGCUGUCCGAGGAAGUAAUCUGCUCUGGCCCCAUCCCAAUGAGGCGUGGUGAUGAAGCUUACAGCAGGCUUUCUUCGCUGAACCGCUGGAUGUCCAAGUGGUGUGCAGAAAAUCAUGUGGGCUUUAUAGAUAACUGGCUACACUUUGAGGGCAAGCCUGGUCUUUUAGGUAGGGAUGGUGUCCACCCCAUGCGGGAGGGUGCUGCCUUACUUUCAUGCAGCAUAGCUCAUAGUCUUUUAGUUAGUCGGCAGAGUAGUAUUAGAAGCUGCUGACAAUCCAGAGCCGGGACCAGGCCGCAGACAGAGAGGCUUAACCGACCGUCUGCGAGCUGCAAAGAGACGUUACCUAGAUACCAAUGUAUUCAGACUGUGUCUGUCCCCCGAGUCAAACAAAAACCUCAAAAAACUAAAACAGUAAACCCAAAUAACUUAACUUAUAUUAAACAAUCAUAUCCAGACUGUAGUACUAACACUUCAAACCUAAAGAUUGGUUUAUUUAAUAUCCGAUCUCUAAAUUCAAAAGCAGUUCUAGUGAAUGAAAUCAUAACUGAUCAGAAAUUCGAUAUUCUGUGUCUGACAGAAACCUGGAUUAGGCUAAAUGAAUAUGUAGCAUUAAAUGAAGCCACCCCUGCAGGCUAUAAUUAUAUACACAAUCCGAGAUUGUCCGGUAGAAUAGGUGGGGUCUGCAUACUUUUCCAAAGUACCUUAGUUAGCAAUCAGAAACACUAUAAUAAUUUUACUUCUUUUGAGCUUCUUUACACCAGUAUAAUUAAUCCAGUUACAAAAAAGAAUGCAUUUUCUUUAAUUAAUAUCUACAGACCACCAGGGCCCUAUUUAGAAUUUUUUAAAGAAUUUAGUGAUUUUGUCACAGACUUAGCAGUAAGUAGUGAUAAAGUGAUUAUAGUUGGAGACUUCAACAUUCAUUUUGAAAAAUUGGAUGAUCCAUUAAAAAAGGCAUUCACAUCGAUUUUAGACUCAGUUGGUAUUAUUCAAAAUAUAACAGGACCUACUCAUUACUGUAAUCAUACUCUGGAUUUAGUUUUGACCCUGGGUGUGAGCAUAGAUAACCCGAAUAUUCGUUCGCAAACCUCCGCAAUUUCAGAUCAUCACCUUCUUUCAUUUAAAUUACAUCUUAGUCAUAAUAUAUGUACAUCCCCUAGCUACUCUGUAAAACGUUCAAUUACGCCUUUUACAGCCCAACAAUUUACAGAUAAGGUUCCAGACUUAUCAACUCUAAUAUAUUCUCCUAUAGACCCAGUAGAACUAGACAAACUAACCGAAGGUUUAGAAAAUACCUUUCGCUCUACCUUAGAUGUUGUAGCACCCCUUAAACACAAAAUAGAGAGACAGAUAAAGCUUGCACCGUGGUACAAUGAUCAAACUCGUAACUUAAAGCAGUUAGUACGAAAUUUAGAGCGUAAAUAUCGAUCAACUAAACUGGAAGUGUUUCACUCUGCGUGGAAAGACAGUCUUGUAAAAUAUAGAAAAGAACUUAAUAAAGCCCGCUCAGCAUAUCUGGCCUCACAGAUCGAGAUAAAUAAAAAUAAUCCUAGAGUUCUCUUUAGUGUUAUUUCCAAAUUAACUAAAAGCCAGGCAGGUACUGAACCUCAGAUUCCAGCCAUUCACACCAGCAACGAUUUUAUGGACUUCUUCGAUAGUAAAAUUGAAAACAUUCGGGAUAAAAUUAAACAGAUAAAUAUUACAUCCUCUCUGUCAUCUGGUCUGGCUGAUCUAGAACAAAACCCUGUUACUGAAGUUAGGUUGGAAGUCUUUAACCCACUUCCACAGCUAGAACUAGAGAAAAUUUUCUCCUCUUCAAACAGCACAACCUGCACACUUGAUGCUGUUCCCACAAAAUUACUAAAACGGGUACUGCCAGAUAUAAUUAAACCUCUGUUAAUGAUAGUAAACUCAUCGCUCACCCUGGGCCAUGUACCCAAAGCCUUUAAAACAGCUGUAAUAAAACCUCUGAUCAAGAAACCAAAUCUUGAUCCUACUGUACUGUCUAACUAUAGACAUAUUUCAAACUUACCAUUUAUUUCUAAGAUUUUAGAAAAAGCUGUAGCCCAACAACUUUGCUCUUACCUGCAAAGAAACCAAAUCUAUGAGAAAUUUCAAUCUGGAUUUAGGCCUUAUCAUAGCACUGAGACAGCUUUAGUUAAAAUAACAAACGAUCUACUUACGGCCGCCGACCAAGGCUGUGUUUCCCUACUCGUACUUCUCGAUCUGAGCGCAGCCUUUGAUACAAUAGAUCAUACUAUCCUUUUAGAAAGACUAGAGAACAUGGUCGGUGUAACCGGAACUGCCUUAUCAUGGUUUACAUCGUACUUAACCGACCGCUAUCAGUUUGUGAGGUUAAAUGAUAUGUCUUCCAGUUAUACCAAGGUAAGAUAUGGAAUUCUACAAGGCUCUAUAUUAGGACCGUUAUUAUUUACAUUAUAUAUGCUCCCACCGGGCAAAGUUAUUAGAAAACAUGACGUGAAUUUUCAUUGUUAUGCGGAUGACACUCAGCUCUUCAUAUCAGCCAAACCUGACGACAGAGUGAGAUUAAAGAAAAUCGAGGAUUGUGUAGAAGAUGUAAAAUCAUGGAUGUCGCACAACUUCCUCCUAUUAAAUAGUGAUAAAACAGAAGUUCUCCUAUUAGGCCCCAAAGCUGCUAGAAAUAAAUUAUCAGACUUGAUGCUAAAUCUGGCCGACUUCUCAGCCACCCCUGGUUCAGCAGCUAAAAACCUUGGAGUUAUUAUAGAUUCAGAUCUAGCAUUCGAUAAACACAUAUCUAAUGUUACUAGAACAGCUUUUCUACACCUCCGUAAUAUUGCCAAGCUAAGAAAUGCCCUAUCACUGCAUGACGCAGAAAAAUUAGUCCAUGCCUUCAUUACCUCAAGGCUAGAUUAUUGUAAUGCGCUACUGUCUGGAUGUUCCGGCAGUAACUUAAAUAAACUUCAGCUCGUUCAAAAUGCUGCAGCCAGGGUCCUUACUAAAACUAGAAAAUUUAAGCAUAUUAGUCCAGUACUAUCAGCACUGCACUGGCUUCCAGUCAAAUUCCGCAUAGACUAUAAAAUUCUCCUGUUAACGUAUAAAGCCCUACACGGGCUCGCUCCUGAGUAUUUACGAGACCUCAUCUCCUAUUAUGAACCACCGCGAUUACUUAGAUCUCAGGGUGCUGGUUUCUUAGUAGUCCCUAAAAUUCAGAGGAGCUCUGCAGGAGGAAGAGCUUUCUCUUAUAAAGCGCCUCAACUCUGGAAUAAUCUCCCCGAAUAUGUUCAGGACUCAGACACAGUCUCAAUCUUUAAGUCUAGACUGAAAACUUACUUGUUUAGUUUAGCUUUUGGUAAUUAAUGUUUUUUUCCUUUAGAUAAGGCUGCAGAUUCAGGGGUUCAUGGACAGAGGAAAUUGUGGUAAACUGAGAUGCUGGUGCUGCUGUUCUCCCACUGCACACGGUCACUCAGGUUUGUGGACGGUGGAGUGGGUGGAUGCCGGUGUUUCAGGGAGCCUCCAUGUCUAUGUUACCUUCUGGCUCUCUGCCUUUAGUUAGGCUGUUUUAUUUAGAUCUGCCGGAGUCAUUUGCCACACUCUGAUAAUGUUUUAUAUUCUCUGUUUUGCAUAAAUCCAGUCAAAACUAAUUCCAUCUCUCUGCCUUCCUCCGAGUUACUGACUGCCCACCUGUCUGACCCGAUACCGAGGGAUGUUGGACCCUCAGGCUCUCAUGUCCUCUGUCUGGCCAGACUGGAAGUUUCUGAAGUCAGCUCUUCUCCAUCCACCACCACAGGUUUUUCCUCCUCCUGCAGCUCUGAGGGAGUUUUUCCUUGCCUCCGCGCUCACUGGGGGUUCUGUAUUAUAUAUUCUCUAUGUUUAAUCUUUUGCCUGACUCUUUGUCCUGUAAUCAUGUUUCUGUAAAGCUGCUUUGUGCCAACACCAGUUGUAAAAAGCGCUAUACAAAUAAAUUUGAUUUGAUUUGAUUUGA